AGCCCUGAAUGAUGAAUUCAACAGUGGGCCAACAACUCCUCGUGCGAGACACGUUCACUGCGGCCUUCAUGAAGAACUUCAUCGUGGUCCUGGUGUGGUUCCUCCUCAGCUACAUCAACGGCAGCGUAGUGGCCACGUUCUUCAGACACCAAGUCUUUUACGAGGACCCUCGCUAUAUUCUCUUCAUACAUAUGGUCAUUAAUGACGCAGUGCAGCUCACUGUAACCAUUGCUCUGUUUGUGGUCAGUUACGCCUUGUACACUAUCACUGUAGGAGUGUGUUGUUUCUUUAUCCUGGUGGCAGUGUUCACCACCCGCAGCACACCUGUGAACCUGGCCGGCAUGGCCCUCGAGCGCUACAUCGCCAUCUGCCAUCCUCUACGCCAUGCCCAGAUCUGCACCGUGCGCCGUGCCUACAUGCUCAUAGGGGCCAUUUGGUUCGUAUCUGUGGUUCCUGACAUCACUGACCUAUUCGUGACCUUAGCCACAGAACCUCUGAGUUUCUUCCAAACCGCUGUUUUUUGUCUCAGGCCGAAUGUGUUCAAAGACCCGGUGCUGCUGUAUAAGCGGCAGGCGUUCGAUGGGAUUUAUUUCUCUCUGGUGUUCCUCACGCUGCUGUGCACGUAUCUGCGGGUCGUGUUCGCGGCUCGUGCGCUCUCCACCGAGAGAACGUCCGCCAAGCGGGCCACCAACACCAUCUUGCUCCACGGGGUGCAGUUGCUCAUGUGCCUGCUCUCUUACGUGUCUCCCAGUGUGGAGGGCGUUUUACACAUCAUCUUCCCGGGACGCAUCCUAGAAAUCCGCUUUGCCAACUAUCUAAUUGUCUAUAUUUUGCCACGCUUUUUGAGUCCAAUCAUAUAUGGAGUACGGGAUAAAAAGUUCCGCAAGUAUCUAAAGAGGUAUUUUGUGUGUGGUCGCCCUGUAGACACAAGAGUAGAAUGCAAAGGUGAAGAAGAUUAAAUGGAUGGUUAGUUUUCUAAUAUUACAAUGUGCCAAGGGUUUGGAAUCUGAUAUGUGACACAUUGUGUUUCUGUCUUGGCAAAUGUUUAGUUUUAAAUGAUUCCCCAUGUAUUGUUUAGCAAUUCCCAGAUAUUCAGAAAA
Molecule: messenger RNA, 1100 nt
Organism: Rhinichthys klamathensis goyatoka
Lineage: Eukaryota; Metazoa; Chordata; Actinopteri; Cypriniformes; Leuciscidae
Product: odorant receptor 131-2-like
Exons: 1
Coding region: 9-959 (316 amino acids)
Biological process (GO): G protein-coupled receptor signaling pathway
Cellular component (GO): membrane
Molecular function (GO): G protein-coupled receptor activity
Source: RefSeq, a predicted model, not a curated record